Vanderwaltozyma polyspora DSM 70294 is the source of this 897-nucleotide messenger RNA. RefSeq names its product mitochondrial 54S ribosomal protein uL22m (gene MRPL22). Gene Ontology annotation, molecular function: structural constituent of ribosome. NCBI's taxonomy places the organism in Eukaryota, Fungi, Ascomycota, Saccharomycetes, Saccharomycetales, Saccharomycetaceae. The transcript has a single exon. The record is from RefSeq and is a predicted model, not a curated record. Gene Ontology annotation, cellular component: mitochondrial large ribosomal subunit; ribosome. Gene Ontology annotation, biological process: translation; ribosome assembly. The coding region runs from base 1 to 897 and encodes 298 amino acids.
AUGAAUUUGAGUAGAAGUGUGGGUAACUUUGUCAAAGCUGGGCGUUGUGAGAGAUUUUUCAGUUAUAAUCGUUUUUUACAAAAUUCUAAUGCUAAUAAUCUAUUUGGAUCAUUAGUUAAAGAAGAUACAUCAAAAAAUAGUAAGACUAGCUCCAAUAGGUUAUUGAAUGCAUAUAAUGAAGUUGCUGUGAAAGGAGAUGAACCUAGUGAUGGUGUUUCUGCUUUGAAGCCAGAAGAUGAUGUACAAUUACAAAAAUAUAUUAAAAAGGUUAAAAAUCAACCAGAGCUUCCAGCAAAGGACAUUCUAUUGAGUCCAUUAAAGAAAAAGAUAUAUGAAGCAAAUUGUAAGAUGAAUGGUGGGUUUUUCACUAGAGAUACUGUGGUUGCAGUUUCAAAAUUGGGUCAAUUUAAAUUAAAAUUAUCACAAAAGGAAAUUGAAGCUCUUGAACCAUCGGUUUACUUAAAAUCAGCUAGAUUGGGAACCACCCCAAAGAAAGCAACUCAAUUGUGUAGAUUGUUGAAUGGGUUAGACUUGAAAAAAGCUAUUACACAGUGUCAUUUCUCCAAAAGACAUGUUUCUAGAUACAUUGGUGAAUUAUUGGAGCAAGGUAUUGAAGAUGCCAAUAAAUUGAAAUUGGAUCCAAAUGAUUUAUACAUUUCUCAAAUUUGGACCGGUAGUGAUGGUAAUUGGAUGAAGAGAAUCGAGGCAAAAGGUAGAGGUAGAGUUGGUAAGAUUACGCAUAGAUUUGUACAUGUAAGAUGCAUUCUAAAGAGCAAGUCAGUAACAUUGAAAAGAUUAGCCCAUGAAUCUGAAUUAAAACAACAGAGAAAGAAACCUUGGGUUCAAUUAGCUGACAAACCAGUAAGGGGUGUCACCAAUAAUGUUUAUAAAUGGUGA